Messenger RNA from Salvia hispanica, 617 nucleotides. RefSeq names its product Cytochrome c oxidase biogenesis protein Cmc1-like protein. The record is from RefSeq and is a predicted model, not a curated record. NCBI's taxonomy places the organism in Eukaryota, Viridiplantae, Streptophyta, Magnoliopsida, Lamiales, Lamiaceae. Gene Ontology annotation, cellular component: mitochondrion.
ACUUGAAGGGGUUUGAUACAAUAACUUAAAAUAAAAAACGAGAAAACACCGUAUCAAUCAAAUUCUGCGGAGGGGUUGAAUUUGUUGCUCUGAAUCGGUAAAAAUGGGCUACAUAGAUGAAGCCAGAGAGAAUCACGUUAAGAAGAAGGUCGAAGAAGCUUUGCGCAGUAAGAUGAAACAGAAAGCACUGAAAGAAUGUGAUCAAUACGUGUCCAAAUAUGCUGAAUGUGCUGUAGGCAGAACACUGUCCGUUGUUUGGACAUGUCGUGGUCAAGCUAAGGAAUUGAAUACAUGCCUCCAUCAAUACACAAAUGAUUCUGUGUUGGAAAAAAUGAAGAAAGAAUACAUGCUCCAACAGGAAGGAAAGGGGUCUUUAAGCCUUUGAUUCAUUUUCCUACUGAUGAUUGGAGUAUUUUAGCUUCUGCAAGAAGAAAGUCGCUAUGGGGCCUAUGACUUCGUUAUAUCAUGCAUAUGGCAUGAUCAGUGUCUCUGCAAUCUUAGUUUCAUACCGUGCUUUUGUUCUUUAAUUGCCACAAUAUAUCCCUAUGCCUGUAUUGUCUUUACAUUUGGGAGGUGAUGAAUUUCUAAUUAUUAUAGGAUAUGGAUACUUUAUCUUA